Messenger RNA from Rotaria sp. Silwood1, 930 nucleotides. The record is from the annotation of a GenBank genome assembly. Lineage: Eukaryota; Metazoa; Rotifera; Eurotatoria; Philodinida; Philodinidae.
AUGUCUUCGAAGCAACAAUCUUUUUUAUCAACACAAAUAUGCAUACAAUCAGUGGUUUUCUCAAAUAUCCCAUUCAAAAAAGAUGAACAAAAUUUAUUACAAACAUUGAGAGAAAAAUAUGUUGGUAUCCAAAAGGUCUCUCAAAUUAAAUUUCAAGAUGACAAUCAAAAUUCAAUAGAUGCAAUUAAAAUUGAUUUAAAAUCAGUUGAUAUUGCUAAGCGAUUUCUUCAAGACAAUUAUAUUCUAAUUGGUGAUGAACAAUAUUCCAUUCAAUCAUCAACACAAUCAUUAAUCGCUUUACAAGUUCCAUCCAAUCUAAUAUGUGCACAAUUAGCACAAGACUUGAGACAUAACUAUUUAGGUCUCGAAAAAAUUGUUCGAUUUUAUGAUAAAGAUGGAAAACCAGUUGAUAUUGUUCGAUUGGAUUUUAAAUCUAAUUCGUCUGUAACGAAAAUUCUCAAUGACAAAUAUAUUCUUAUUGAUGGUAAACGAUGUCCUGUUCAACCUUUUUGGUCAUUAGUGUAUCAUUCACAACAAAACGGAAACCUACAUAUUCCUAAAACUGUUCAAAAUGCUUCAAACAAACAAUCUGAAGAUUCUUGGAAUGAACAACCUCAAAAUUACUUGACUGAACAACGUGUUAAGGAAUUAAUUCGUAUACAAGAAUUGGAACUCAAAGCAAUGAUCAAUAGUUUUGAAAAUAAAUGGAAUGCACGUUUAUCAUCAUUAAAAACUACUUCAAAAAAUAUCAAUGUCGAUCAAUUAUUAUCAAUUUUUCAAGAUCUUAAAACAGUUUGUCAACAAUUCAAUCAACAAAAUAAUCAAAUACAAACACGCCUUGGUGCUAUGGUUAAUCGAGUAGAAAAUAUAACAAUGCAAUCAGAAUAUGAAGAAGAAUGGCCAAAAUUAUUAGUACAAAAUGGACAUUAA